This is a messenger RNA of Musa acuminata AAA Group (dessert banana), 2388 nucleotides long. RefSeq lists its product as uncharacterized. The record is from RefSeq and is a predicted model, not a curated record. The transcript is spliced from 6 exons. Lineage: Eukaryota; Viridiplantae; Streptophyta; Magnoliopsida; Zingiberales; Musaceae. Bases 855 to 2165 code for a protein of 436 amino acids.
AUGAAAGGGCAUGCUUUUAGAAGUACUGCAACUUGUGUUAGCAAUAGUUUGGAAGCAUCUGGGAAUAAUCAGUUGUUCCAAAAAUUCAUACCGGGGGAUAUUGCAUGGAUCAAAAUCCAUAACAAUUCAUGGUGGCCUGGUCAGGUAUUCAGCAUAGUAUUAGAAUCUACAAUAAUUUUUUUCUGUCCUGCGGUAGUUGGAAGAUUGAUAAAUGCCAAAAUUCACACCUAAAAGUUCUGGAAGAUUGGAAAACUUGUUUCCUUAGAUUUCUUGCACCAAAUUUUUUGGAUGUUGCUGCCACUGUUGACAAGUCCUUGUAUCUGCUAACUCUACUUGGACUUGCUUUGGGUGAUUAAAAUUUCUUUCUGCUGGUCUUUUUUGAAUCUAUUUCUGUAUGUCUUGUUUCUUUGAUGAAAAAGACCUUCUAAUUACAUAAAUACAAAUGAAUAUCCCCUUUUCUUGAAGAAUAAGUAUGAAGAAUAUUUUGUGCUCAUAUGAGUUUAAGAGGUGUUUGUAAAUUAUCCAAGAAGCUAGAUCUGUUGGAUUAACUAUGUAUUUACAAAGCAUCCAAGAAACUAGAUAUGUUAGGUUGAUAACUAAGUAAUUUCUAUAUACAUCAUGGUGGCUUAGUAUAUCUGGAAUAUCAAAAUAACCGUCUUUGUGUCUUUAUAUUGCUAAUUUUAAAGGUUGUUGAUGAGAAAAGCAUUGAUGUUAAACCCAAAAGGAAAUCAAAGGAUGAAAUUCUCAUUCGCUUGUAUGGAACCUAUGACUAGUGAGUUUUGUGGUCUUUGUUGCUUUCACAUUGAUUUUCACAGGACCAUUUAGUGAUAAUUGUUCAUUCCUACAACUUGUACAUGGACCCUUUGAAGUGCAAUAUAGAGUUUGAGAAUUUUCUCAAGCAAGAUAAUAUUACCAUGAAAGAAGCAUUCCAAAAAUCACUGGAUGAGGACCUUUCUCAUACAAUAUCAAGUGGCUAUUCUAAGGGACGAGUUUCUCACUUUAGAGGACAUACAACAUCUGAAUCACCUAAAGGCAAAAUGCAAAAGCAAAUCAAGACUGCAAGGAACCAGAAAGAAGUUGGUUCUCCAUCUAUGAGAAUAGGUUCUUCGAAUAAACAAAAAGAAGGAAGCUCAAAGCAAAAGAGAAAAUAUGAUGCAAGAGAUAAAGCUGCAAGGAAUACAAAAACUAAAGAAGAUGAAGGAAGAGAACAAAGGAUAAAUGUUAAGUAUGGGAAAGAAGCUAUAGGAGGCAAUAGCAUACGACAAGGUACACCUGAAAACCAUAAUAUUGCAGAGAAAGAAAUAAUUGGGGCUUUUGGAGUCAAUAGCACAAAAAGAGAUUGUUUAAGGCGAUCACCACGCAAUGCCGAUAAGAAGCAUGAAAUGGAAAUGUAUAUAAUAGAAUGGUCCAGGUGCCAAUAUACAGAGUCUUGUGGAUCAGGAAAGUUAAACAUGAUGGAUAAAGUGAACACUGGAGCUUCUAACAUGAAAGUUUUGGAGCAACUUUGCUCAGAGCAAUCGAGACAAAUGGAUAGGGUACAUAUAAAAGAAAAGCUUCCAGGUAAAGCUUCAAAAGAAAUUUCUGGGGAUGAAGCUGCUGGAACUGUAAUUGUCAAGAAAUAUACCCUAAGAAAACGAAAGCAAAAGGAUGCCCAGCUAGAGGUUAAAAAAAAUUUUAUUAGUGAAAUGUCAAAAGACAAAGGCAAAAAAAAUCAUGAGUCAGGACUCCAAGAUUAUGUAGACAAAGGAGCUAAUAGGGAUCUUGUACCUAAAAGAAUUAGGCAAAAUGAUUUUCAAGAACUAAAUCAUAAAAAUGUUGCAGAACAGACCAUGGAAAUGUUUAGCAAUGAGGUAGCUGGAAACAGAGCCAUGGAGCAGGGUGAAGCAAGGAAAAAUAUUGCAAUGAAGAUGGUGAGGAUUGCUGCUUCGACAUGCAAAAACAUGAAGCCAAGUGACUUCGAAGAACAAAAGCGUGGAAAUGCUACACAGCCGAAGAAGAUAGAGAGCCUUAAAUCUGAUCAUCAGGCCAAGUUUUCUGCACCAGAAUCAGCAGUAGAUAUUAGUGCUAGAAAAACUAAAGUGAUGCGAAGUUUGGGUCUCAUUCCACCAUCGGGAUCGCCAUUCCACAGAAACAGAAUAUUGGAAGUAGCACACUUGAAAACUUAAUUGCAAAUGCUCAUUUUUGUAAAAGCCAGCCUAAAACGUUACUUGGUUUGUGACUCGGGCUCAAAAGCUAAAGCCCAUUUUGUUGAAGAGUCUCAUGGUCACAUAUGUAGGAUAAGAAGUUUUUGUGCAGCAUUUUUUUUGCAGGUUCAGAUUUUCAAGAUGUGUGUAUCUGACACCUAUCAAUCUCUAUGGAAGCUGCUUAUAUGAUCAUACUUUGUCUCAA